AUGGAACAAAACAAAGAAUGGGUUUUUGCUCAAGGGGCCAAGAUCCACAAUACGUACCAACGGUACAUGGAUAUUGCUACUCCCCACACCGUGUAUAGAUGGGCGGCAACUUACGUGUUGAUGUUCUUGUUUGCCUUGAGGAUCAUACUCUGUGAGGGGUGGUACAUUGUGUGUUACACUUGGGCCAUUUAUUUAUUGAACAUGUUGCUUCAAUUUCUGACUCCGAAGUUUGAUCCGUCGUUGGAACAGGAAUACGAAAACGAGUCUGUUGAAGAAGGCACCUCCAAGAUGGAUGAGAGAGACGAAGAGUUCCGUCCCUUCAUCAGAAGACUUCCGGAAUUCAGAUUCUGGAUCAAAAGCACCAAUGCCACGAUUAUCGCUCUUUUCUGUUCGUUCUUUGGCAUAUUCGACGUUCCUGUUUUCUGGCCCAUCUUGGUGAUAUAUUUUGUCAUUUUGUUCACCUUGACCAUGAGAAGACAGAUACAACACAUGAUCAAGUACAGAUACCUUCCAUUCGAUAUCGGGAAGGCAAGAUAUAACCAUAAAUGA
Molecule: messenger RNA, 549 nt
Organism: Ogataea philodendri
Lineage: Eukaryota; Fungi; Ascomycota; Pichiomycetes; Pichiales; Pichiaceae
Exons: 1
Coding region: 1-549 (182 amino acids)
Biological process (GO): protein retention in ER lumen; retrograde vesicle-mediated transport, Golgi to endoplasmic reticulum
Cellular component (GO): Golgi membrane
Source: RefSeq, a predicted model, not a curated record